Molecule: messenger RNA, 2230 nt
Organism: Octodon degus (degu)
Lineage: Eukaryota; Metazoa; Chordata; Mammalia; Rodentia; Octodontidae
Gene: Iqcg
Product: IQ motif containing G
Exons: 11
Coding region: 394-1680 (428 amino acids)
Biological process (GO): cilium organization; sperm axoneme assembly
Cellular component (GO): sperm flagellum; cytoplasm
Molecular function (GO): protein binding
Source: RefSeq, a predicted model, not a curated record
CAAGAGGAUCGCAAGUUCCCAGACCAGCAAGUUCCCAGACCAGCAAGUUCCCAGACCAGCCUUAACCACAGUCUCUAAAAGGGAGUGUGGAAGAGGCGCCGCCCUUGUGUGGCUCGAACCUCAAGACGGAAACACACCCCCCCCCAAAAAAAAAUGAGUUCUUCAAUCUGUUCUUCCCUCGGGUAAAUACUCAUCUCACAGGAGGAAGUUUUAUCUUCAGAACUGUUUUUGAAGAUCGCUUAGGAUUCGGGAUCCUGCCGAGAGAUGGCGGUCGAGACUACAUGACUAGCAGGGAUUCUGAGUGCCAAGGGUUUGCUGGUGGGUAAGAGCAAGGGUGACUACAUUUUCGUGAGAUUGCAAACAUCCCGUGGAGGCUGACGAAACUACAGAAGAAUGGAAGAAGACAGCUUGGAAGCCUUGUCAGCGCCUCCAGAAGCCUGGCCUGAGGCAAUGGCACUGGUAACAGGUGAGCCACCCAGUGUGGCCGAAGAAGCAGCCACAGCUGAGGAGCCUGAGGCCAAAGUGGCGCUAUCCCUGCUGGAGGUGCUGACGGUCUCUGUGGUGCUGGAGGACAUGGGUGACCAGCUGUCGAUUCUGGGCUACAUCAUGCCGUGGCCACUGGAGCGGAGGCAGAGCGCAGCGCCGGUGGGUGUGAGAAGCAAUAGCCCGGACAAGCCAUCAGUGACCUUUGCUACAAGUAAAACAUCAUCUUCAUUAUUACAUAAAGUACCACUAUCACCGGAAGCCAAAGCAGGAGGCCAAUUGGCUACAGAGUUUAACAAAACCCAAGAGCUUGCCUUUAAGACACCUACAGGGCAGGCCAUCCUGACCAUGGAAAUGCUGAAGAAAACCCAGAGUGACAGGCAGUUUCUCAGCAACAUCAUUGUGAGCACCAUGCAGGAGUUGCAAGAGUCAGGAACUUUCAUGGCCCUCUUGCAAGCCCUUCGCAAAGAAAAGGAAAGCAAGAUGCACUUCUACGAUGCCAUUGUCAGGGAAGAAAAGGGACGAAAAAUGAUAAAGUCUCUUCAAAAACAACUGAUUAAUGUUAAGAAAGAACGGCAAGCGGAAGUGCAGAGCCGAAACAAAUACAUUGCCCAUCUCAAGGACCAGCUGCAAGAGAUGAAGGCCAAAACCAACCUGGAGAAUCGCCACAUGAAAAGGAACACUGAGCUGCAGAUUGCCCAGACCCAGAAAAAAUGCAACCGGACCGAGGAGGUCUUGCUAGAGGAGAUCGAGAAACUGAGGAUGAAGACGGAGGAAGAGAACCGGGUCCACGUGGAGAUCGAAAUGUUUCUGAAGAAAGAACAGCAGAGACUUGAGGAGAAGCUGGAGUUCUGGAUGGAGAAAUUCGAUAAGGACACAGAGAUGAAGCAGAACGAACUGAACGCGCUCAAGGCUGCCAAGGCCAGUGACUUAGCUCACCUUCAGGAGCUGGCCAAGACAAUACGGGAGUAUGAGCAGGUCAUCAUUGAAGAUCGGAUAGAAAAGGAGAAGGCUAGGAAGAAGAUGGAACAGGAUAUGUUAGAACUCAAGAGCGCCAUAAAGCUGCAGGCCUGGUGGCGGGGCACCGUGAUACGCAAGGAAAUUGGAGGCUUCAAAAUGCCUAAGAAGGAGAAAGACGACAGUAAGGAUUCAAAAGGGAAAGACAAGGACAAACAGAAACGAAGAGGUAAAAAGUAACCAAGGCACCUCUCGUCCUUGCUUCUGGAAUCUUGGAGACUGGGAGCAUCACAGAGAACUCACCUCCAAGGUUAUUUACUUGGACAUUACUGGCAGAACCUGAUGAUUUCACUUGAAUUAGGAUACCAAUACUUUUUUCUUCAUACACUGGAUUCUGCUUUGAAUAAGUAUUUUAGCAGCCUAUUCCUCUUGCUCUUUCUAAGUAGAAAAAACUCUUGGGCUUAGGUAUAAUGACACAUUAAAACUAAUUACUCCUAUCUUAUUCUAAUUUGUCUAAAAAGAGAAUGUUAUAUACAAAAGUGAACUAUUCUGUAGGAAUUAUAAGGUACAAUAUUAAACACAAUAAAUUUUAACAAAUGCUAGUUCCUGCAUUUUAGUGUUUUUGUUGGGGGAAGGUGACAGAAUAUUCAUAAACUGUUCCACAAACAUGCUGGCAUUAUAAAUUAUAGACAAGCUAGUAAUAGAAUGUGACGAUGCAUGGCUCACUUGUGGUAAAGAUGGCACAUUAGUUCUCUGGAAGGCUAGCUUGGAGAUUUUUUCUUUUUUGAGA